UUUAUCACAGUCCAUUAUGACUAAACCAAACUCACACGUUUCUAUUCGGAACAUGUGUAAGAGAUUUAUUUACAGCGAUUCAGACCACUGAGUAAUACGAGCCACUUUCCCUGUGUUUUCCUUCUGACGGGGCAAAACUCCAAGACUACAUUUCCCAUGAUGUAAUGUUCUUCAGUCUCUGUCUUGUCCGACUUCUCCCUGCCUCCAUAGGCCAGAAGAGGCUGAGUUUAGGGAAAGUAUCGACGUUUAUGCUUGUCAAUCAUCGAAGAACCGUGGGGAGCGAAACUGGAGGGAAGGUCGACGAUCGAGGAGGAUUUCUAGUUCAAAAAGCACUUCGGCGCCAACGCGACCAUAAUGUUUUGGAAAAAUAUGGGAGAACUGUAUAUCUUUUUAAGGAAACUGUUUGGUUUUACUUUGAAAUAAGGAAAGCUUUCGCUUCGGCGAACUUGGCGAGUGCCUGUCGCCGCUUCGUUGCAUUUCACCUCGGGAAAACGAAAACAGUGGAUUACUUACACCAGCAAAGUGGGUAAACUCAAAGAAGGCUCAACUAAGAGACGGAUAUUGUUGAGUUUAAGUGCACUGUGUUUGAAAUAUUUCGCCCGUCGGACGAGAGGAUUCAAUCCAGAAGAGUUCGUUAAAGCCGCGUUGCUGUCGGAAAGCUCUCUUCCAGUGUGUGGACGUGCGGGAAACCAGGAGUGACGGUCGAAACUCGAAACAUAAAUUGGGGUUUUUCCUGAAAGGCUGCGAGAAAAUGAGCGGAGGAGAUGUGGUGUGCUCGGGGUGGCUCAGAAAGUCUCCACCUGAAAAAAAGUUACGGCGUUAUGCAUGGAAGAAGCGAUGGUUUGUUCUGCGCAGUGGGAGGCUGACAGGAGACCCAGACGUGCUGGAGUAUUACAAGAAUGACCAUACCAAGAAGCCCAUCCGUGUGAUUGAUCUGAAUCUGUGCGAGCAGGUGGACGCCGGUCUCACCUUCAACAAGAAGGACCUGGAGCACAGUUUCAUCUUCGACAUCAAGACCAUCGACCGGGUUUUCUACCUGGUGGCCGACACUGAAGAGGAGAUGAACAAGUGGGUCCGUUGCAUCUGUGACAUCUGUGGCUUCAACCCUACCGAUUCAGAAGACCCAACAAAGGUGUCUCACCAAGCAGGUGUGGCAGGAGGUCUGGUGGUGGAUGUGGCCCCUAAUGUAGGCCUGGGGGGAGUUGUGGGGCCUUCUGCACUGGCUAGCAUGCCCCCACCCUACCAGCCCGUCAAUGUCAGACACCUGGAGUCCUCCUCCAGUCAGGAUGCCCCUCCAGACUACUUGUUGCUGGUCAACUGUGAGACCAAGAAACCUGAGCUGAACAGUUCAAUAGCUCCUCUUGCUGUAGGAGAGGAGGAGCAGGAAUACCUGCUCCUGGAGGAGUGUGAGACCCGGAGCGCUCCUCCUGACAGUCAGGCUCAUGGCGACUGUUCUAAGUCUACCUCCUCUGAACCCGACUGUAACGACAACCUCCCUUCCCAUUGCACGCCCACAUCCGCUUCCUCCACCAAGCACGGCUCUGUCAAUGGCUUCUUUCCUUCCCAUCAUGGCGCUGGGCUCUACGACUCCCCUCCUUUACGCGGGCAGUCUUUGUCGGCCGAUUCGCAGGGCCUUUACCACCUGCCCAGAAGUUACUCUCAGGACACUGUGCUGCUGCCGAAAUCUGCGUCCUCCCCACAUGCUCCCGAUGGCGACUUUGGCGAACUCUACGUGUUUAACACACCUGCUCGCAAACCCUCUAUAGAGAACAAGCUUGGGACCUUGUCGGUCAGUUACGAUAUUCCACCCACACCUGGAAGCAACAGCACCUACCAGAUUCCGCGGACAGCUGGGGUGGAGACUGUUUCGGGAGCCACAGACGUGGUACCACCUCCUCGUCCACCCAAGCCUUCACUAACCGCGGGAUUGAUUCCUCCCGAACGGUCACCCACGGACACUUAUGUAGUACCACGGUCUGUGUCCGAGACCGAUGGGAAUUACUGUGUGCCAUCUGGUUCAGGGGGGAACAAAGCACUGAGGAGCAACACCAUUGGUACAGUGGAUUCUUCACGCCUCCGUAGGGAUUAUGGAUCUCAAGACUGCUAUGAUAUACCUCGUCCCUUCUCCUCAGACAAAACUUGCUCAUUCGAUUUUAAUGAAAGCUUCAAUACCUAUUUUAAGAAUAAAGGGAUGGUGCCCGUAGGAAGCACUGAAGAGAUGGAUGAGAACUACGUCCCCAUGAGCGUCCACCCUUCAUCACAUCACCGCUCGGGCAGCCUUUCCGAACCCAUCCAGGAGCCAAACUAUGUGCCCAUGACACCUGGUUCAGUGGAGUUCCCCUCCCUCGGCAAGCAGGUUCCCCCUCCAGCCCACAUGGGCUUUCGUUCCAGCCCCAAGACCCCACCACGCAGACCAAUGCAUAUAGGCGAAUGCCAGCCUCCACCCGUCGACCGAAACCUCAAACCUGACCGUAAAGGUCAAAGCCCUAAAAUAAACAGAGCAGUCGGUCUCGAGCGUACCGACUCCCAAACCGUAGGUGAAUUCUCAAGACGCCGUAAGGAUUGCAGUCCCUCUGAAGACACUCGGACUUGUUUCAUGAAUGUUAAGCCGGCCCCUUUGGAGAUCAAGCCUGUCCCUGAGUGGGAGGAGCUUACGGCACCAGUCCGUUCACCUGUGACCAGGUCCUUCACCAGGGACAGUGUAAACGUUGUCCUGCUGCUCAGCCCCUCUAGGUUUCCCAUGCCUCCCAGACCGCACUCGGGGCAUAGCACUGCAUCCAGCACCGACUCCGAGGACUGUGAAGAGAAUUAUGUAUCCAUGCAUCACGCUAAUAUGUCUACAGAUGAACCAAACAUGAAUCCUGAUGGUGGGGGCAGUCCCAUGGUGAAGCCCAAAGGAGACAAGCAGGUGGAGUACCUGGAUCUCGAUCUGGACACUGGGAAAUCAACUCCUCCUCGAAAGACGAAGAGUAACGGGACUGGUAUUUCAGUGUCAGACGAGCGGGUCGAUUACGUGGUGGUAGAUCAGCAGCGCACGCAAGCUCUCAAGAGUACCCGUGAAGCGUGGAGCGAUGGACGGCAGUCGACGGAAACAGACACCCCUGCCAAAGGGGCCAAAUGACACCCAUCUCUUUCCUACUUUGCGCUUGAUCGGGACUCGCAUUAGGCCUGGGAACAGAGAAAGCUGCACGUAGUCCCAACCUCCAGCCUCCUCUUUUUCGACGUCCAUUUUUGAUUUUUAGAUACAGCAGUGUAGGUCUCAGCUCCCAGAUCAGCUAGUUUACACUGCUUCCUGCUUGACGACCGCACCCGUUGCAGGGGAGAGCUGAUCUGAGGGAACCUCAUGUAUAAGCUGACAGACUUUAAGGAGGAUGGACUGGAAUGUGCACAUAGGGGCUGAAGGACAUUUUGAGCCUUUCUGGCUAAAAGCCCAAUAAACAAUAGUGCGAACAGAGGAGCAUUAUUCAUACUACACACUGCUCAACACUUCACCGUUUCUGAUUUUGGAGAUCUUCCCCUCCAUUUGUGGUGUUAAAGCACACUAUUCCACAGGCUUGAGAUGCAUCAGGUCUGUAAGAUACAGUAUGGCUGUUUGACUAACUUGAACAACUGAAGUUUUUUCUUUUAGUUUUACAUGCUUACAAAACUGCCACGGUGGGUUUUCAAGACCGCUUUUUAGAAGCCGUUCUUUUUAAAAAGUUCCAUGAUAAUCUGAAAACUGUAGACAUCCAGGUUUUUUCCAUUCGUUUCAUUUUUUUAGGCCUCACUUGUAAUUCAGUUGUGCAAUCAAAAGGUUUUGAACUGCUUGAGCAGCAAAUGUACUACAGUUUUAGAGAUUAAUUACAUUUGCAAGACAGCAGACAGACUGUAUAAAGUGUUAUGUACAUGAAUAAAAGUGUCCUCUAUUUGUAUGUAAUAUCUGGUAUGUUAAGGCUAAAGUGUGGAUUCUGCAGGAUAGAAGUCUACACGGUCUGAGGUGGUCUUAGAAACUUGGAAAUGUUAUUUGGUGGAAUCAGGAACUGUGAUCAUUUUAAACAGAGAACUCUGUUUUUAUUUGUUGUUUUAUUUUUUAUUUUUCUUUAAGCAUGGUAUCAAUUAACUGAAUCACCAAGGUUAGGUACUCACUGAAAAGUUUAACACAGAUUUUAUUUUCUACUAUCUUGCUAUUCACAUGUUCUCAUUGAAACCUUUGGUAUUUCGUAACGAUGCAAGAUAUUUUUGUGCUGUAUAAGAUGCCUUUAUGGGUGAGGAGCAGUAAGCCGGUCGUGUAGUUUCAGGAAUUUUUAUUUGACUUUGCAUUUUCUGUGACUGGUGUAUCAAUGCAUUUUAGCGCCACUUUGAUAAUUUAUUUCAGAUUUCCUCGGCUCUUGGAAACGAAUUGCCUUACCAUUGCAACUUUUUUGAAUGUUGUAUAUACGAUCCUGUCAGUGAUUUUUAGCUCAUAUCGGAAUACAUUUAUUCAGAAUACAUUCAAAUAGAACUUCACUGUGUGUGUGUGUGCUCAAAUUAGCUCUACUAACUACCGUUCUUAAGCCAAGAAGACACAGUUGAUGUGUUGCAAUACCAUUGGUGACUUCAGUUGUAUAUAUCUAUACAGGCUUUUCAAGCAUGUCUUUUUUGAUUCAAAGCUGUGCCUGUAUUUUUUCCCUUCUACUCAAAUCUUUUUUUCUUUACGAGUUGCUUUUUAUCUUUUUUUAAUGAAUCCAAAAGAAAUGUACAUUUUAAAAUGAACUCAAUAAAAAUGAUACUUCAGGAGAUUUCUGCUGA
Molecule: messenger RNA, 4767 nt
Organism: Triplophysa dalaica
Lineage: Eukaryota; Metazoa; Chordata; Actinopteri; Cypriniformes; Nemacheilidae
Gene: gab1
Product: GRB2-associated binding protein 1
Exons: 14
Coding region: 752-3121 (789 amino acids)
Source: RefSeq, a predicted model, not a curated record